AUGGCGGAAAAAACUAUGGGAGACCCGCUCACUGGAGAAUAUAUUCCAAAGGAACGAAAAACGUUUGCCCCUGAGGAAGAAGCCAGACUUGAAAGGCAACAUUUUUGGAGAAUCGUCGCCGCCUUUAGAUUUUACAGGAGCCAUGUACAAGAGUAUGUGAAUCGAGCAGAGCGACACUUUCGUAGUCUACCUCAGCGCCACCAGAAUCUACUUCCUUCUGUACUGCCCAAUUUGGCCCGCAUCCGUCAAUGCACAGACCACAACCAUGAAGUUCUGCAAGCCAUCGUCGAGCACAGCAUUCACAUGUUUGAAAACAUUGAGUUUGGGGAGAGGCAGGAUCCGAGGAAGGUGCGCUCCUCCUCAACAUUUGACAUGGACAAGCUCAAGUCAACCAUAAAGCAGUUUGUCAGAGACUGGAGCGAAGCGGGUCAGGGUGAGCGGGACUCAUGCUAUCAGCCCAUCAUCCAGGAGAUCCAAAGGCACUUCCCAAGGGACCAAUAUGAUGUGUCUAAGGUCAGCGUGCUGGUUCCGGGUGCGGGACUUGGACGUCUAGCCUGGGAAAUUGCUCGUCUUGGUUAUAUUUGCCAGGGCAAUGAAUGGAGCUUCUUCAUGCUGUUCUCUUCCAACUUUGUUCUUAAUAGGUGCGAAAAGGUUAAUUGUCUGACACUGUACCCCUGGAUUCACCAAUUUAGUAACAAUAAGAAGUCAUCUGAUCAGACACGGCCUAUCAGAUUUCCUGAUGUCAAUCCUCAGAGUUUACCACAAGAUUCAGACUUCUCCAUGGUAGCAGGGGACUUCCUCGAAGUAUACUCAGAUGCAGAUUCCUGGGACUGUGUGGCUACUUGUUUCUUCAUUGACACGGCUCAUAACGUCAUACAGUAUGUGGAGACCAUCUGGAAAAUUCUUAAACCUGGAGGAGUAUGGAUCAAUCUCGGUCCGCUGUUGUACCAUUUUGAGAACAUGGCCAAUGAGCUCUCAGUUGAACUGAGCUAUGAAGACAUCAGAGCCGCUAUGGUUAAAAUAGGCUUCCACAUAGUGGUGGAAAAUGAGUCUCUUCAUACUACCUACACAGAGAACGAGCGCUCCAUGUUAAGAUACAUUUACGACUGUGUCCUCUUUGUGGCACGGAAACCUGAAAAUAUGUACUCUAACUGCCAAGAAGAAAAUGACCAACAGAGUUCACCUCCAGCUGCCAAAUCACCACGACAAGACAAGUCAGAGUGUCGUACAUGA
Nerophis lumbriciformis (worm pipefish) is the source of this 1233-nucleotide messenger RNA. The record is from RefSeq and is a predicted model, not a curated record. NCBI's taxonomy places the organism in Eukaryota, Metazoa, Chordata, Actinopteri, Syngnathiformes, Syngnathidae.